ACAAGAAUUCCUCCAAAGGAACUGUGACUACAAAGCUGUUAACUGAGUUUAGAAUCUUGGUGGUCUUUAGAACUUGAGUGACUUGGAUGAGGUGGAAUGUUGCAAGUCCAAAUCCUAAUUAUCUCGGUCCAUCUUUAGUCCCCUUACUUAUCGUUUAUUUUGUUCUGUAUGUGACCUGACAUUUGUGUGACCAUUAGGUAAAUCCUUUAGGAUGUACAAACAGACCCCUGGUUCUGACCAACUUAAAGGCGGAGGAGUCUGUCAGAUGGCAUCUGGUUACUGUAGCUGAGAUUUACUUGCCUUUCUGUGACCCACCUACCUGCUGUUUCCACCCGUGUAUUUGAGAAAUGUCUGGACUGAUGAUUUCUUUCUUCUGCUACUAUAUAACUUCCUGGAAUGGUUACUGUGUUAGAACGUGAAAUUUUAGUAACCUGAAUCUGAGUUCCUUAGUCAUUGGCACAAAUUUGGCUUCCAGAAUAAACUCUCCUAUCCCCUUUGAGUGUCGAUUCAUGAGGUUUUGCUGUCAGUUCAAGUAACCAGAAAUGGAAAGUUCUGUGAAAGCAUCUGUAGAUUCUGAGACAGAAUCUUCUCCAGGUGUUAAUGAAACCGCUGCUGCGUCUGGGCAGAGGCUUUCUGAAAAGACACGCCAGCAAGCAGAUCAGCCGAAAACACAAGAUGAUCUUGUAGAGCAAAAUUCAAGUUAUGUGCAAGAUUCUCCAUCCAAGAAAAGAAAACUAGAUGUCGAAAUCAUCCUAGAUGAAAAACACUCUGAGGAUGAUGGAGGUGCUUCAAAGAGAAGCAAACUGGAGAGGGGUGGUGGGUCAGAAGAUGAGCCUUCCCCUGGAGGGCUUACCGAGAGAAAGCGAAAACUGCAGCCUCAGGAUGCCUUGGAAACUCAGACUCGGAAAUUUCAGAAGCUGGAGGAAGGACACAGCUCAGCCGUGGCCGCCCACUAUAACGAGCUUCAGGAAGUCGGCUUGGUGAAGCGGAGUCAAAGUCGCAUUUUCUACCUAAGAAACUUUAAUAAUUGGAUUAAAAGUAUUCUUAUUGGGGAAAUUUUAGAAAAGGUACGACAAAGAAAAAACCGUGACAUCACUGUUUUGGACCUGGGAUGUGGAAAAGGUGGAGAUUUGCUCAAGUGGAGGAAGGGGAGAAUUAGCAGGCUAGUGUGCGCUGAUAUUGCCGAUAUUUCUAUGAAGCAAUGUCAACAACGCUACGAAGACAUGAAAUGUCGUCGUGAUAAUGAGUAUAUUUUUAGUGCAGAAUUUAUAACUGCUGACUGUUCAAAGGAACUUUUGGUUGAAAAAUUCCAUGAUCCAGAAAUGUACUUUGACAUCUGCAGCUGUCAGUUUGCUUGCCAUUACUCCUUCGAGUCCUUGGAGCAGGCCGACAUGAUGCUUAGAAACGCCUGUGGAAGGCUUAACCCUGGCGGCUAUUUUAUUGGUACCACUCCCAAUAGCUUCGAACUGAUAAGACGCCUUGAAGCUUCAGAAACAGAAUCAUUUGGAAAUGAAAUAUACACUGUGAAAUUCCAGAAGAAAGGAAAUUAUCCUUUAUUUGGCUGCAAAUAUGACUUUAACUUGGAAGGUGUUGUGGAUGUCCCUGAAUUCUUGGUCUAUUUUCCAUUGCUAACUGAGAUGGCAAAGAAGUAUAAUAUGAAGCUAAUCUAUAAAAAAACAUUUCUGGAGUUCUAUGAAGAAAAGAUUAAGAACAAUGAAAACAAAAUGCUCUUAAAACGGAUGCAGGCCCUGGAGUCAUACCCUGCGAACGAGAACUCUAAACUGGCCUCUGAAAAGGCGGGCGACUACGCACAUGCAGCCGAGUACAUGAAGAACAGUCAAGUAAGGUUACCUCUGGGAACGUUAAGUAAGUCAGAAUGGGAAGCUACAAGCAUUUACUUGGUUUUUGCCUUUGAGAAGCAGCAGUGAGCGCAGUGCUUCAGAGCAGCCCUCCAUCCUCCCAGGUGGAGCAGACCAUCCAGAGACAUUUGACAGCCGUUUGUUUAUUUUCAUAGUAAGUUCUAAAUGUGUAGGGUGCUCCACAGAGUCCAGUGUAUAAAUCUGACGUUUACUGUCUGUGACAGGUUAGCAUAAUGUGUGUACAUAAGGAUGAGUCAUCGCUAAGAUCUAUUUUUAAGUAAUGUUGUAAGAAUUGUUUCCCUCUACUGUCAAAACUAUGGCAGGGCAUGUCAGAGCAACUGACCGCUCCAGUGCUGUGAUUUGCUGGCUGUGUUUACAGAGCUGAGUUUCCCAUAACUGUAGAAUGGGCAGAGGAACGCUAGAUUGCCACCGUGCAGUCAUUUCAAGCCUUGUUACAGUGUUUUUCAAGAUUUAAUGGAUUGUGUUCUAUACACUUGAAUGUAAGUGUUCGAUAUAUAUUGCUAAAGUUAUAAAAUUAAUUUUGAUUAUUGUCAUAAGAGCUACCUGACUAGAUUUUGACUGUUUCAAUAAAAAUAACUAUUUGCUAAAACACUGUAAUUCUGAGACUCUGUAGAAGAAUUGAGAUGGUAGCAUAGGAUUAAUGUGGAAUGGUUUGAUGUUUCUUUAGAAUUUCUUGCCAUAGCAAUUAGGAUAUCUAUUAUUGAGGUUGUGAUUAAGGUACAGUUAACUUUCUUCAUUGGACAAUGAUUCCAUGGCUGGAUUUUCUUAAGGUCUUGUGAAAAUGCCAUGUCCUAGUUCUGUUCCAUAACGUUUUCAAUGGGUGUGUGUUUGUGUAACAGGAGCAGCCCUGUGAGAUACAGUUUAGAUGAGUCCUCACCAAAGAGAACUCAGUCACUAAUGCUGUAUCCUUCGAGGUCCCAAACACACAACCCCUGCCUGACUCUUAAAACAUUGGGACUCCAUAAAGCACUCCACCGUCUAAUAGUCUUUCAGACAUUGACAUGUUGAGGCAUUAAUGGUACAGUAGCUGGCAGGGCUGCCUUCCAACUGUUUACUUGCUGCCUCACAACCAUCGUAGCUGUCAUUAAGUUGUCAGCAAUAGAGCUGACUCCUAGAACUGAGGCUACACUUAAGAAACUUGCCAGCCUUUAGGUACAUCAAGAAACUUAAGAGCUAAUACAAUUAUGUAUUUGUUUAAAAAUCACCCACUUAAAGGACAAUUCACAAAGAUGCCACUUCUAUAAAAAUCUGUAUAGUACUUGCUUUAAAAGUAGGCUCAGUUGUUAGGAGUGCUGCUUUUGGAGAAGACCCAGGUUCUGUUGCUAGCACCUACCUACAUGGCGGCUUCUAACCAUCAGUCACUCCAGUUCCAGGGAAGCUGACAUCAUCUUUUGGCCUCCCUGGGCACCAGGCAUGCAUGUAGUACAUAGACAUAACGUGCAGGCAGAAUACACACACAUAAAAUAAAAAUAAUUAUUAAAAAAUUAAAGGCAUAAUUUAGUUUAUAUAUAGUCACUGUUCUUAGUAUUAGAGGGUAGGUUUGGUUUUGGUGCGGGAGUUGUGGGUUGUGGGAUGGGGAGGAAUGUUCUUGCUCUUAGAAAUUUAGCCUCAUUUUAUUCCUGGGGAAGUACCAGUAAGUAUUUUGAUGAUGUGGCAGGUAGAGAAAGUGUCGUCACAAUUCAUGGUCUUAGUUAACAGGUGAUACAGCAAUUUUUAGUCUCUUUCUGCCCUUUCCAUUCCAUCCCAUGGGUCAUUUCUAGGAGAGAAGAAUUCCUCAAAGGGUGGAAUUAUUGAUGGCUAUCCCAAGCAGCAAGAAGAGAAAUGUGGAGUUCCUAGGCCCUUCCCUGAGGACUCAGAGAAAACUGGCCUUGGUCUGAGAUGGUCUCUAGUCAUUAUACCUACUGUCAAAGACAUAGGAGAGCUCCCAUGAUGUCACCCUACAGGAAACAGUCAAGCAGCUGCCUUUCUCCUUUUGUGUUGUUCCUAUCUGUUGAACCUCCACCCCUCUACCACUCCCCGCAGAAGUUUAAUGACUCAGGAUGAACUCUUGAGGACAAGAACGGGAAGGUGGCCUUUCCUGUUAUUUCUUUCAACAAAUAAGACUUUGCCCAACAUUCUUGGAACCUAAAUGUUUAAUUUUGUUAUGACUGUAGUCCCUGAUGAGAAGGUGUGACUUUCAUUGCAGCAUCCAGAAAGAGUCCCUUCUCUUGGGUUCAGUGAUGAAAAUGGUUCAAAUACACCCAGGCCUGUGUCACGCCAUGUAUGCUUGGGUUUCUAAAUGAGGAUCUGGAUCUGGCCACAUGGCUCAUAGGUUAAGAGUACUUGCAACUCUCAGAGGACUGGAGUUUGGUUCCCAGCACACACAUCAAGUGGCUUAGAACUAGCUGUAUGUCCAAUUCUGGGGACUUGAGCCUCUGCUCUAGUCUGCUGGCACCUGUACAUACAUGCAGAUACCAACACAUAAAAUAAAGGUCUUAGAAAUGAAGACCAUGCGGGCCGUUUAGGGGAUACAGCUUGACUAGAGGUAUUGGCUUGGGGAUGAAGCUGCACUGCACUAGGACCUAAAAGGCUGACAUGGACUUGUUUGGGCCUAGAAUUUUCUCAGGGCAACAGUCCAGUGUAAUGUUGAUGGAGAGAAGCUGAGGAGUUGUUAGUCCCUCCCCAUCUUGGUAACUUCACCUGUAUGGAGAUCCUCAAACCUGUCAGCUUGCUCACACACCACCUCAGUGCCCGAGUGUUUUAGAGACUGACUCUUAUUAACAAGAGAAGACAGUGAGUAGAGUCACUGACAGGUAAUGGACCUGUCUGAUGACUGACUGGCAGAGAGAGGAUAUAGAUCUCAAGAACAAAGCCAUGUUAACACUUCUGCUCUGUAGUGGGCCUUAAGUCCUAUGCUCACAUACUUCUAAGAGUGUAACAGGUGGUCCCUGCAGCUUAGUGUUAAUUAUUGAGGUACCUUUACUUAGAUGUAUUAAUUCCUGAGUAAGGUGCUUUAGUAAAUGAGGUACCCUGGCAGGAAUAGAAGUAGAUUAUUCUUCAUGGUGUGGAGACCUGGUCCCCUAACCAGAUAUGUGGAAUGUAUACACUAUAGGUGAUGGUGUCCCCCAACCUUAUUGUGUGGAUAUCCGUGCAACAGUCUCUUUGAGAGCAGAUGCUGUCUCAGUGUGAAUUAAGUAGGCAGACCUAAUCAUGUGGAUUUGCUUCCUUAAUCUCUGUUGAAGUGUUGCAUCUCUACAGGCAAUCAGGGAUUCUUCACAGACAGAACGUCCAUGGACACAGAUGCCAGAAGUCCCCUUUUGACUGUUUCAUCUAUAACAACCAUCCAGUUCUAAGCAAAACCCAUUUCAUCUGGCUUGGAAUAUUAUGUGAAUAAAAUUAAAAGUUCAUUCUUCGGCUUUCACUUGGCAGUGUUUGUGAGAUUCUUACUCUCAACAGGUGUACAUUGUUCGUUCUUGUGAUUGUGUAGUACUCCAUGUCUGAAUAAACAACCUUGUACCGUG
Messenger RNA from Rattus norvegicus (Norway rat), 5380 nucleotides. RefSeq names its product RNA (guanine-7-) methyltransferase (gene Rnmt). Gene Ontology annotation, biological process: 7-methylguanosine mRNA capping; RNA 5'-cap (guanine-N7)-methylation. The record is from RefSeq and is a predicted model, not a curated record. Gene Ontology annotation, molecular function: mRNA 5'-cap (guanine-N7-)-methyltransferase activity. Lineage: Eukaryota; Metazoa; Chordata; Mammalia; Rodentia; Muridae. Gene Ontology annotation, cellular component: nucleus.